Molecule: messenger RNA, 383 nt
Organism: Symphalangus syndactylus (siamang)
Lineage: Eukaryota; Metazoa; Chordata; Mammalia; Primates; Hylobatidae
Product: phosphatidylinositol N-acetylglucosaminyltransferase subunit P-like
Biological process (GO): GPI anchor biosynthetic process
Cellular component (GO): endoplasmic reticulum
Molecular function (GO): phosphatidylinositol N-acetylglucosaminyltransferase activity
Source: RefSeq, a predicted model, not a curated record
AUGGAGCAGAGGGAGAAACUGAAGCGCAACCUCCCAAUUUGGCUUCAUACUUACCUCGUGUGGGCUUUUAUUCCUGAAUCUUGGCUAAACUCCUUGGGUUUAACCUACUGGCCUCAAAAAUAUCGGACAGUUGCAUUACCUGUCUACUUCCUUAUUACUAUAGUAAUUGGCUAUGUGCUCUUGUUUGGGAUUAACAUGAUGAGUACCCCUUCACUCGACUCCAUUCGUACAAUCACAGAUAACUAUGCUAAAAAUCAACAGCAGAAGAAAUACCAAGAGGAGGCCAUUCGAGCAUUAAGAGCUAUUUCUAUUAGUGAAGUAAACCAAAUGUUCUUUCUUGCGGCCAAAGACCUUUACACCAAAAACUGAAAUGUAUGUGGCCA